UGGCCGCGACUGUGGGAAAAUUCUCAUCUUUUUGCCACGUGCAGCGCCGCGGUUCCGGCCGGCUGCAACCUUGGGAGCCCUUGGCGAGGUCGGCUGGGUACCGGUGGGGGGAAGUGAGCUUUGGAGCAGCCUGCAGUGAAGAGGCCGGGGAGCGAGGGUCGUGCUGUGGCCCCUGGGGUCCACACCGCCUCCGGCCCCCUCCCCCGGGGGGCUGGCGUCUGGGGCUGCUUUCGGUUUUCCGAGCGGAGGCUGCGCGGGAGGACGGAGGAGAACCUUGGGGCCCCCCGAGCCUCCUGGCUGCUCAGAGCCUCCGUUCCUAGUUGCAAGUGUAAGUGACUUGUCAGCUCCCCUGGUGAGGACGGGCGAGCGCCUUGCCGUCGCUCGGAAGCCUUGUUCCCAUAGAAAGGGUUGUGAUGACAGCGAAGAUAACGUUGUCGUGAUGAAGUGACAGAUGGUGACAACCACAGAGGGCGGAGCACCGCCCCGCUCAAACUUUUGGCUUUCCACCGUCGGCGGUGGCCCCUGAUGGCCAUCCUCCCACUUGAAAGACCUGUAACAACUCUAUGUUGAAGGCGGUCUGCGCCCCCGUGGCCCUUUGCCCCGUCUCGGCUCAAGUGCCACCUUUUCAGAGAUGCCUACCCCGACCACCUUGUUUAAGGUUGGGUGGGAGGAUGUGUCUGGUAUCUGGAAGGAAGAGCUAUGCAGGAAUCCCCUCGCGAGUUCAUGCAUCUUUUCAGGAGCGUCCGUAAGCAGUGGAUGACAUUUCAACACUUCACCUUCCUCAGGCGCAUGUAUGUCACACAACUGAACAGAAGCCUCAACCAGCAAGUAAAACGGAAGCCAGAACCCACGGUGUCCCCUUUCCUUGAGAGAAGCUCUUUGGCUCAGGCCAAAGCAGAGACCUGUGCAAUGAGACCUCUUCCACCCCCCCACCUACCUUUAUCCAGAAAGCCCAAUGACAAAGAACUGCUGGAACUGGAAUCGGCCUCCGUAAUUGAGGGCUCACUCGAUGUGGGGAGAGAGACCAAGGAUGAAAAGCAGUGGAAAGAGAUGAAACUCCAUCUGGAUGAUUUGCCAGGAGUCUUGGCUCGGCUGUCCAAAAUCAAACUCACAGCUCUCGUCGUCAGCACCACCUCGGCUGGAUUUGCACUGGCCCCAGGACCUUUUGACCUGCCGUGUUUCCUGCUUACUUUUGUGGGAACGGGCCUUGCAUCCUGUGCUGCCAACUCCAUCAAUCAGUUUUUUGAGGUGCCAUUUGAUUCAAACAUGAAUAGGACAAAGAACAGACCUCUGGUUCGUGGACAGAUCAGCCCGUUGCUAGCUGUGUCCUUUGCCACGUGCUGUGCCGUUCCAGGCGUCGCCCUCCUGACCUGGGGGGUGAACCCCCUCACGGGAGCCCUGGGGGUCUUCAACAUCUUCCUGUACACCUGUUGCUAUACCCCGCUGAAGAAGAUCAGCAUCGCCAACACGUGGGUCGGAGCCGUCGUUGGGGCCAUCCCGCCUGUCAUGGGCUGGACGGCAGCGACCGGCAGCCUGGACGCCGGAGCGUUUCUCCUGGGAGGGAUCCUCUACUCCUGGCAGUUCCCCCACUUCAACGCCCUGAGCUGGGGCCUCCGUGAAGACUACUCCCGCGGCGGCUACUGCAUGAUGUCGGUCACCCACCCGGCCCUGUGCCGGCGCGUCGCCCUGCGCCACUGCCUGGCCUUGAUCGGACUGUCCGCCGCCGCCCCCGUCCUGGACGUCACCACGUGGACCUUCCCCGCCAUCUCCCUCCCCAUCAACCUGUAUAUUUCCUACCUCGGCUUCCGGUUCUACGUCGACGCGGACCGGAAGAGCUCCCGGAAGCUGUUCUUCUGCAGCCUCUGGCACCUGCCCCUGUUUCUGCUGCUCAUGCUCACCUGCAAGCGGCCGCCAGGGGCGACCUGUGCCGGGGGGGAGCCUCGGGGUUGACCCCACAUGGGCGCGUGGGGAAACAAAAACAAAAAAACGUACAGGGAGACGCACUUUUUUUUUUUUUUUUUUUUUUGUCCUUUGCGGUGAGACCAGAAUAUUUUGUCAAUUCUAGAAGCGGAGAAGGGAAAUUGCCCGGUUUAGCAGGAGAUUGUAAAAUGAUUUGAUGCUCCGUGAUCACGCGACGUUUUUUUUAAUGGUAGCAUCCAAGAUGCGCCCCAAAUGAGAAAUGGGUUGGCUCAGGUGAUUAAUAAUACAGAGAGAGUAUUUUUCUCUUUAA
Molecule: messenger RNA, 2230 nt
Organism: Panthera uncia (snow leopard)
Lineage: Eukaryota; Metazoa; Chordata; Mammalia; Carnivora; Felidae
Product: protoheme IX farnesyltransferase, mitochondrial
Exons: 7
Coding region: 700-1950 (416 amino acids)
Biological process (GO): heme biosynthetic process
Cellular component (GO): mitochondrion; mitochondrial membrane
Molecular function (GO): protoheme IX farnesyltransferase activity
Source: RefSeq, a predicted model, not a curated record